AUGCUCGUCGCCGUCGAUGGAUUCAUUUGACAGUGGUAAGAGGCAUUAAAGUGCGGUGGAAUACGGAGGGAAGACCGGAGACUUUGAUAGGGAAGAAGACUUGAAUAUGGAGAGGAAAGGAGAGUGGAAUAGUCAAACAUUACCGGUGGCGCUGUUCAAUGGUUGAUUACUCUCUUCGCUCUGUCGGUCUCUCUCUCUAAUCAAACCUCUCCCAGCAACUCUCUCUCCCUCUCUUUCGUAUCACUUCUCUCGAACAUUUCCUCUCCCCUCUCUGCGGUUGUGAUUCGAGAGCUUGGUGAAGAAGCAUGGCUGGUUCAAAUGUCCCGACAUUUGGGAACUGGGAUAGCGAAGAAGAUGUUCCCUACACAAUAUAUUUUGAAAAGGCAAGUAAAAAACGAGGAGGAAAGAUUACAAAUCCAAAUGAUCCCCAAGAAAAUCCAGAUAUGUUUCCUGGUAAAGCUCUUCCUUCUGAUGUUGCACCCAACCCUGCUACAGCUAAACCCAUAGCUCUUCAAUAUGAGGAACCACCUACCACAGAGAAGCAUCGGUUGAGUAAAGAUGAAGGCGACUACUUGAAUCAUCAAUCUAGUUCUCCAGCACGGAGUGGAAACACUGUGGGCCAGAGACGCAGUGAAUCACAUCCUGCUAGACAAAGUGCAGGCAGCUUUGAAAAAUCGCCCUACCACCCACAACUUCAUCAGGAGAAGCCUCGAGAAAGAAGGAAUUCACAUGAAAGCAGUCGUGGUACAACACCUGGAAGGUCUUAUAAUAAUAGUAAUAGCCAUCAAGGUACACCUGGAAGGUCCUAUGGCACUACUCCUGGAAGAUCCCGGCAGAAGCUUGAAAGCCCUGAUAGGGGAGCAGCUGCACUUCCAAAAUUUGGGGAAUGGGAUGAGAAAAAUCCCCAAUCAGCAGAUAACUACUCAUACAUUUUCAAUAAAGUACGAGAUGAAAGGCUUGCAGUGGUUACCUCAAACAUUUCACGGACCCCAACACGACCUCCUUCUUCGAACACAGUGAACCAAGAGGAUGACCAUAAAUAUCAGAAGAGUUGCUGUACCUGGUGGAAGAAAAGAUGAAAAUCAAACUUUCCAGUUCAUUUCUCGGGCAGUUACUGAAUGGUGUAAAUGAUAGCAAGUCAACAGGCUCUCUUAUGCUCUUAAAUUGAUGUGUUCCACAUUCUAUUCACCGGAUAUAGACUUUCCAUUACCCGUGAUAAGUUUAUUUUGAAAUUCUUUAUUGGGUCUUGUUUGUUUCAUGCUGCUGUGGUUUCUUCUAGCCACCUGUGAGGCUGUGAUUAUAUGUACUUGGGAAAUUCUUACUUAAAUUCCUUUAUUAUUAUAAUUAUUAUUUUAUUAUUACUAUUACUAUUAUUAUUUCUUUCAUUUCAUUUUUACAAUGGAUUUUCUUUCAUUGUUGUAAACAGAUGUUUGUUUCGGCUUGCAUUUCGGAAUAAAAGCAAUUCGACC
Molecule: messenger RNA, 1469 nt
Organism: Cuscuta europaea
Lineage: Eukaryota; Viridiplantae; Streptophyta; Magnoliopsida; Solanales; Convolvulaceae
Source: the annotation of a GenBank genome assembly